Lactuca sativa (garden lettuce) is the source of this 1624-nucleotide messenger RNA. RefSeq names its product photosystem I P700 chlorophyll a apoprotein A2-like. Gene Ontology annotation, cellular component: photosystem I; thylakoid; chloroplast thylakoid membrane. The record is from RefSeq and is a predicted model, not a curated record. Lineage: Eukaryota; Viridiplantae; Streptophyta; Magnoliopsida; Asterales; Asteraceae. Gene Ontology annotation, biological process: photosynthesis.
CUAGGAGGAUUUGAAAGGCAUUAUGGCAUUAAGAUUUCCAAGGUUUAGCCAAGGCUUAGCUCAGGACCCCACUACUCGUCGUAUUUGGUUUGGUAUUGCUAUCGCGCGUGACUUCGAGAGUCAUGAUGAUAUUACUGAGGAACGUCUUUAUCAGAAUAUUUUUGCUUUUCACUUCGGUCAAUUAGCAAUAAUUUUUCUGUGGACUUCCGGAAAUCUCUUUCAUGUAGCUUGGCAAGGAAAUUUUGAGUUAUGGGUACAGGACCCUUUACAUGUAAGACCUAUUGCUCAUGCAAUUUGGGAUCCUCAUUUUGGUCAACCGGCUGUAGAAGCUUUUACUCGAGGGGGUGCUCUUGGCCCAGUGAAUAUCACCUAUUCUGGUGUUUAUCAGUGGUGGUAUACAAUCAGUUUACGAACUAAUGAAGAUCUUUAUACUGGAGCUCUUUUUCUAUUAUUAAUUUCUGCCAUAUCUUUAAUAGCGGGUUGGUUACACCUACAACCGAAAUGGAAACUGAGUGUUUCGUGGUUCAAAAAUGCAGAAUCUCGUCUCAAUCAUCAUUUAUCAGGACUCUUCGGCGUAAGUUCCUUGGCUUGGACAAGGCAUUUAGUCCAUGUCGCUAUUCCUGCAUCCAAAGGGGAGUACGUUCGAUGGAAUAAUUUCUUAGAUGUAUUACCACAUCCCCAAGGGUUAGGCCCACUUUUUACAGGUCAGUGGAAUCUUUAUGCUCAAAAUCCCGAUUCAGGUAGUCAUUUAUUUGGUACCUCCCAAGGAGCAGGAACUGCCAUUUUAACCCUUCUCGGGGGAUUCCAUCCACAAACCCAAAGUUUAUGGCUGACUGAUAUGGCUCAUCAUCAUUAAGCUAUUGCAUUUCUUUUUCUUGUUGCUGGGCAUAUGUAUAGAACUAAUUUUGGGAUUGGGCACAGUAUGAAAGAUCUUUUAGAUGCACAUAUCCCUCCGGGAGGGCGAUUGGGACGUGGGCAUAAGGGCCUUUAUGACACAAUUAAUAAUUCGCUUCAUUUUCAAUUAGGCUUUGCUCUAGCUUCUUUAGGGGUUAUUACUUCUUUGGUAGCUCAACACAUGUACUCUUUACCCGCUUAUGCAUUUAUAGCACAAGACUUUACUACUCAAGCUGCAUUAUAUACUCAUCACCAAUACAUUGUAGGAAUCAUCAUGACAGGAGCUUUUGCUCAUGGAGCUAUAUUUUUUAUUAGGGAUUACAAUCUGAAACGGAAUGAGGAUAAUGUAUUGGCACGAAUUUUAGAGCAUAAAGAAGCUAUCAUAUCUCAUUUAAGUUGGGCCAGCCUCUUUUUGGGUUUCCAUACGUUGGGACUUUAUGUUCAUAAUGAUGUCAUGCAUGCCUUUGGUACUCUAGAGAAGCAAAUCUUAAUCGAACCUAUAUUUGCUCAAUGGAUACAAUCUGCUCAUGGUAAAACUUCAUAUGGGUUCGAUAUACUUUUAUCUUCAAUGAAUGGCCCGGCAUUCAAUGCGGGUCGAAGCAUAUGGUUGCCGGGUUGGUUAAAUGCUAUUAAUGAGAAUAGUAAUUCACUAUUCUUAACAAUAGGUCUUGGGGACUUUUUGGUUCAUCAUGCUAUUGCUCUGGGUUUACAUACAACUACGUUGAUCUUA